Molecule: messenger RNA, 4968 nt
Organism: Ictalurus furcatus (blue catfish)
Lineage: Eukaryota; Metazoa; Chordata; Actinopteri; Siluriformes; Ictaluridae
Gene: pde5ab
Product: phosphodiesterase 5A, cGMP-specific, b
Exons: 21
Coding region: 493-2994 (833 amino acids)
Biological process (GO): signal transduction
Molecular function (GO): 3',5'-cyclic-GMP phosphodiesterase activity; protein binding
Source: RefSeq, a predicted model, not a curated record
AAUGUCCCCAAAAGGUCAAAAGCAAUGAUAUUCCUAGCAUUGUGGGAUGUUUGGUCAGCAGCAAGAUAUAAAAAUGUGCCUAGCCAUACACACGUGCACACACACACACACACACACACACACACACACAUAAAUACAUACACACACACACACACACACAUAAAUACAUACACACACACACACACACACACACACACAUACACACACACACACACACACACACUUGAUGCAUCAGGAGAGAGAUGGUUCAAAGGCCCUUACACCGGGGGAGUUUUCCUUCUCUCUAAUAGUCCGAGAGUAAUUCUGCAACUCUCCAUCAGCUCCAGUCCCAAAAAAGGACAUAAAUAAAAGCCGGGCCAGCAGGAGCCUCUGUCAGAGAGGGGAAGUUUAAAGAAGAGAGAGAGAGAGCAAAAGAGAGAGAGAGGCAGAGAUAACAUGUUUUUUUAUUGGCGACACUGUGUUAUCUGUGCAGCACUGAUAUGAAACUUCAGCAUGGGGGAAAUGGUCAAUGCUUGGUUUGCUGAGCGUGUGCAUUCCAUCCAGCCAUCCCGUGAGGUGUCUAGGACACUUACAGACAGCUCGAAAACUCUUCCGGAAGCAAGUUCCCUGACCGCUUCAGGCACCACAGAGACUCCUUCACCCAGUCCGGUUCCUUCUACACCCACACGCAAGAUCUCGGCAUCCGAGUUCGAUCGGCCGCUACGGCCUAUCGUGGUGAAGGACGCAGAAGGCUCGCUCACCUUCCUCGGCGACGCAGAACCGGUACCCAUGCCACCUCCGGCUCCUUCGCACAAGCUGGAGCGGACAGGGGGGGACCGUUGCGCCCGACUUCUCGAGCUUGUGCGGGAUGUGUCCAGCCACUUAGACCUGACAGCACUCUGCCACCGCAUCUUUUUACACACACACGAGCUAAUCGCGGCUGACCGCUACUCGCUGUUCUUGGUGUGUGAGGACAGCUCCAACCGAAAGUUUCUGGUCAGCCGGCUGUUUGAUGUUGCUGAAGGCUCCACACUCGAGGAAGCAUCCAACAGUGGCAUCCGCCUGGAAUGGAACAAAGGCAUUGUGGGACACGUUGCAGCCACAGGCCAGCCGCUGAACAUUAAGAACGCCUAUGAGGAUCCUCGAUUCAAUGCAGAGGUGGACCAGAUCACAGGCUACAAGACACAGAGCAUCCUGUGUAUGCCCAUAAAAAAUCACAGAGAUGAGGUUGUUGGUGUGGCACAAGCAAUAAAUAAGAGGUGUGGAGAGAACAGCACCUUCACAGAACAAGAUGAGAAGGACUUUUCCUCCUACUUGGCUUUCUCUGGGAUUGUUCUACACAAUGCACAACUCUAUGAGACAUCACAGCUUGAGAACAGGAGGAAUCGGGUGUUGUUAGAUCUGGCCAGUCUUAUUUUCGAAGAACAGCAGUCUUUGGAAGUCCUCCUGAGGAAGAUCGCAGCCACCAUCUUGUCUUUCAUGCAGGCUCAGGAAUGCACUAUUUUCAUUUCUGAUGAUGAAACAUCGAAUGCUUUCUCCAGUGUGUUCCACAUGGAGUAUGAAGAGCUAUCAGGAUCUGUGGACUUCCCUAACAGAGACAGUGAUGUAAGUAAGAUCAACUACAUGUAUGCUCAGUAUGUGAAGAACACCAUGGAGCCACUGAACAUUCCUGAUGUCACAAACCUGAUGUCUGAUCAGCGAUUUCCUUGGACUAGUGAGAACCCAGACUCCCCAACCUACAAUGUGAAGAGUUUGUUGUGCACACCAAUUAGGAAUGGGAAGAAGGAUAAAGUUAUAGGUGUUUGCCAGUUGGUCAACAAGAUGGAUGAAUCUAUGGGUGAGGUGAAGGCAUUUAAUCGGAACGAUGAGCAGUUUCUAGAGGCCUUUGCCAUAUUUUGUGGGCUUGGCAUCCAGAACACUCAGAUGUACGAGACUGUGGAGAGGGCCAUGGCCAAGCAGGAAGUCACCCUUGAGGUUCUCUCUUAUCAUGCCUCCGCUGGGGAGGAGGAGACGCGGGCGCUCGAGGUAACUGCGGCAGCCACUAUUCCCUCAGCUCAGUCUCUGAGGAUACUAGAGUUCAGCUUCAGUGACUUUGAUCUGUCUGAAGCCGAGACCACCCAGGCCACUAUCCGCAUGUUUGUGGACCUCAAGCUUGUGCAGAACUUUCAGAUGAAGUACAAGAGUCUGUGUCAGUGGAUCCUGAGUGUGAAGAAGAACUACAGAAAGAAUGUGGCCUACCAUAACUGGCGGCAUGCCUUCAACACAUCUCAGUGCAUGUUUGCCAUACUCAAAUCUGGGAGGCUACAGAACAAUCUAAAUGAUAUGGAGAUACUGGCCAUGAUGAUUGCGACUCUGUGUCACGAUUUGGACCAUAGAGGUGUCAACAACUCGUUCAUCAAGAGGAGUGACCAUCCUCUAGCUCAGCUCUACUGCCACUCCAUUAUGGAGCAUCACCACUUCGACCAGUGCCUCAUGAUCCUCAACAGUCCAGGCAGUCAAAUUCUAAGCAGUCUUUCACUGGACGAGUAUAAAACUACACUGAAGAUGAUUGAAAAAGCUAUCUUGGCCACUGACCUGGCCCUCUACAUGAAGAAACGAACAGAGUUCUUUGAACUAGCAAAGAACAACCAGUUUAAUUGGGAGGACGAUUGUCACAGAGACUUGCUAAGGUCCAUGCUUAUGACUGCAUGUGAUAUCUCUGCCAUUACCAAACCCUGGCCUGUACAAAAGAGGAUAGCUGAGCUUGUUGCCACAGAAUUCUUUGAGCAAGGGGACAAGGAAAGAGAAGAGCUGAACAUUGAACCUAUUGAUCUGAUGAACAGAGAGAAGCGUGAUAAGAUUCCCAGCAUGCAAGUGUCUUUCAUCGAUGCCAUUUGCGUACAGUUGUACGAGACACUGGCCAGUAUGUCGGAUUUCUGCUCCCCUCUACUGGAAGGCUGCAGGAAGAACAGGCAGAACUGGAAGCUGCUUGCUGAACAGGCUGAGGAGGCGGGUUUACUGAAUGGAGGACUAUAAACGGCUUAUCCCAGUCAGCACAAGAUAAAGUUUACCCCUUUCCCUUGGUCCUUCUUCAUACCGUACACCACACACUGAAGCUUUAAGCACAGAAUUAUUUCCAGUCAUGAUUCCUUCUAUGAGGAGUUCACCAACCACUAUGGAGCAAAAUGUAAUUUUACCUUUGGGAUGUAGCUGAAUCAUAUUGGUUCCAUGUAGCUUUGAGGGGGUGGGGGGUAGAGGGUGUUUCGGACACAACACUAAAGCAAUAUGGUCUAAAGUACACACAUAUUCUGCGUCACCAUUAUGUGUUUGUUACGUUUAAAAAAAUAAUCACACAAGCUGUUGUUUCCUGUGAAGAAGAGGAGUGAUAACAGUUAUGUUUUAUGUUUAUAUCAGCUUUGGAAGUUAAUAGUUUCUGCCUGUCUUGUUAUUGAAACUCAUGCUUUCAGGAAUGAGUCUAACUCGGCAUUUAACAGCGAAUGCUUCCCUCUAAAGUCAUUGAUUGGGUUGGUAAAAUAGCUAUGAAUUGAUUGGAGCUUUUUAGGUAAUCCUAGAAUAAAGGAGCUAGUGGGUGGGUGGGGGGGGGGGGGAAUUGGGAUUAUGAUCUUUUAAUAAUCACUUGAAACCCUGCAUAGCGUCUAUGCGAGGACAUUUAUACAAAGUUUUAUUUAUUGUUUUAGUCCCAUGUCAGGGUUUUCUGUAGCUCACUCACUGUAAUGAAGAAGCAAAGGCACAAAGGAAAUAAUUUAUUCAUCACUACAGUGCACCAUACAAUUAAGCUAAUAUACUCAACUUCCAAGGAACACACCCACUUCAGAUAUGUAGAAGAAUGUCAUUUCCCCCACACACACACUGUGUUACUGUUUUCACCUGUCGUUUGUAUAUUUAUUAACUUUCUAUUAUGUUGUGAGAACUUGGUUACUUGACAUGUAACUCUUGCGUAAACAUAAAGAAGGAAGAAAUAUAUUUAAUUGUUCACAAAUAUUUGUGUCCUUUAUUCGAGUUUUCAGAUGUAUUGGGAAUAUAAUUGGAAAGCGUGUUUUCUGACUACUGAAACUAAAACAUUUGAUUCUAAGGUAUUAUCUGUCCAGAAGGCAUAUGGCAUAUUCACAUGAAACCACCUUGAAGUCUAUUCCUGAGUUUUAUCUGUGUCGGGAACAUGCAUAGGUCAGUUGGUAUUUUACUCCCUGCCAUUUUUACGGAAUCUAAUCUUUUCAGGGUCUGUGAUAUACCUAGGCCCUAUAUCACUAGGUAUAUAUUCAUAUUCCAAAUAUGACCUCUGGUGGUUGUUUUCAGCUUUGUAGCAUUUCCUCUUGCUCCAAAACUGAUGUUCUUAACUUGUUCAAACUAGUGGUCAACCGAUCGAUCAGCAUGUCCAGUUAACUAGCUUAAUAUAAUGUAAACGAUUAAUAAAAGUGCUUGAGCUCCUUCUUUUGUCCAUCUGGCAAUCACAUGAUGCCUUCAGUAUGCAAAUAAAAUGCCCCAGAGAAAGCACUGGUGUUGGAACCAAACACCUUUGGGAUGAGUUGGCAGAAAUUCCCACAGCCAUGUACCAAAAUCUAGAGGAAGCCUUCCCAGCAGAGUGGAGGCUGUUAUAAUAACAAAGAGGGGAACCGUAUUUGGAAUGGGAUGUUCAACAAGCACAAGGGUAUGUACUGUAUGAUGGUCAGGUGUCCACAUACUUUUGGCGAUAUGCUGUGUUUUAUAUUUGUCACAGGAUACAGAAACAUGCAUAGGUCAGAGGGUAUUUCACUAACUGCCACUAUUACAAAAUGCAUACACUUUCAUAGUUUUUAGCUUUGUAGUGUUUCGUCUUGCUCCAGAACUGAUGUUCUAAAUACCCAACAACAUUCAAAUGGGUAAAGGUCUUUAAAGCUGAUUCAGACACACCAGAAUUAUCAUUUCAAACCAGAGCAUAAUAAACAAGAAUGAAAUUCAUAACUGCCUCUACUGAUUUUGUACGCUUCAAAUAAAUGUUUCAGUGUUCUAUUU